AUGUACCUGACAGUUGCCGUGGUAUCUCAGAUGGAUGCUUCCACUCUCCUCGAAUCAUCAGGAGAGGCAGUAAUGACUGAAGCCCCCAGAAGGUCUGCAGAACUGGAUCUUGAACCUUUGGCCCUGUUCAUCCAGAGUAUUGCCUCAGAGCAAAGUCAACGGCAGCUGUGCAACUAUUUUUUCAUGUGUAAUGGAAGUGCCAAUUCACUGGAGAUGUACAAAAUGGACCUCCCUCAGAUUCGAAAGAAGGAUAAGUGCUUCCAGAGAACUUUUCAGAAGAAAAAAUGUUUGUCCAAGAUCAUCAAGGGAUUUCAGGAAUACAGAAAAUACCUGCUGUUUGUGAGUCAGUGGAUCAAGGAUGAUAAUCGACAGGUCGAUGCAAUGUUGAGCAGCACAAAGAUUUUGGUUAACUUACUCCCAGUAGAGAGCAGGAUCCGGGAACGUAUUGCUCAGUUGGACAAAAGCAAUGGAGCUGCUUUCCAAAUGGAACAAUCCUCUAACAGAGAUUGGGAUAAGCAAGUGGCAAUUCAUGUUAUUCUUCGAAACUUUGCUCUAUUUAUGGAGAGUACUAUUCGAGUUAUUCGAUUCAUUAAGUGA
Messenger RNA from Hypanus sabinus (Atlantic stingray), 597 nucleotides. RefSeq names its product interleukin-6-like. Gene Ontology annotation, biological process: positive regulation of cell population proliferation; T-helper 17 cell lineage commitment; immune response. NCBI's taxonomy places the organism in Eukaryota, Metazoa, Chordata, Chondrichthyes, Myliobatiformes, Dasyatidae. The record is from RefSeq and is a predicted model, not a curated record. Gene Ontology annotation, cellular component: extracellular region. Gene Ontology annotation, molecular function: cytokine activity; interleukin-6 receptor binding; growth factor activity. The coding region runs from base 1 to 597 and encodes 198 amino acids. The transcript is spliced from 4 exons.